Molecule: messenger RNA, 1045 nt
Organism: Apodemus sylvaticus (European woodmouse)
Lineage: Eukaryota; Metazoa; Chordata; Mammalia; Rodentia; Muridae
Gene: Nts
Product: neurotensin
Exons: 4
Coding region: 95-604 (169 amino acids)
Cellular component (GO): extracellular region; axon terminus
Molecular function (GO): neuropeptide hormone activity
Source: RefSeq, a predicted model, not a curated record
UUCCAAGCCCGCUGAAGGCAAGAGGAAACACCGAGAGAGCUCCUUCAGUGUCUGUCUGACUGUGUGGACCUGCUUGUCAGAAGCCUGAGAGAAGAUGCUAGGAAUGAACUUCCAGCUGCUGUGCCUGGCUCUCCUGGCGUUCAGCUCCUGGAGUCUGUGCUCAGAUUCAGAAGAAGAUGUAAGAGCACUGGAAGCAGAUCUACUGACUAAUAUGCAUGCAUCCAAGAUCAGCAAAGCAAGUCCUCCCUCUUGGAAAAUGACCUUGCUAAAUGUUUGCAGUCUUAUCAAUAACCUGAACAGCCCAGCUGAGCAAGCAGGAGAAAUGCAAGAUGACGACCUUGUUGGCAAAAGAAAACUUCCCCUUGUUCUGGAUGGUUUUAGCUUGGAAGCAAUGCUGACCAUUUUCCAGCUCCAGAAAAUCUGCCGCAGCAGGGCCUUUCAACACUGGGAGAUAAUUCAGGAAGAUAUCCUCGACAAUGUCAAUGAUAAAAAUGAGAAAGAAGAAGUGAUAAAGAGAAAAAUCCCUUAUAUUCUGAAAAGGCAGCUGUAUGAGAAUAAACCCAGAAGGCCCUACAUUCUCAAGAGGGGCUCCUACUACUACUGAGAAGCUAAUUCUUGAUCUGUGAUUGUGAUCAAUUAUCUGUUAUCUAGAUAUAUAUUAUGUUUAUCUAGAUAUAUAAUUAUAUGUGUGUGUAAUUGUGACAGAAUUUGAUCAUUUCAUCUUUUCCACAGUUGUACUUCAUUAGAUGUGAUUUCUCUUGCAUUCAUGUAAAUUGGACGAAAUGUUCUCAAAUAAAUGUAGAUCUUGAGCAUGUUGUGUCCUGUAUAAUUGAAAUAGAAAAUAAUCAUGUCAUAUGUAGAAUGUUUUGUAAUUUUGCAAGAUACGUUAUGGAUCAUAUGAGCAGUCAUGGCAUUUAGAAUUUUAUAGGAAAUUAUGAGAUUAUAACAAAAUUGAGCAUGUAUCAUUAACUCAGAGAAGAAUAAUGGCACCAUUUUGAUUAUUUGAUUGCUUUAUUAUUAACUGAACAAAAUAUACACUGCUUUC